Molecule: messenger RNA, 1767 nt
Organism: Durusdinium trenchii
Lineage: Eukaryota; Dinophyceae; Suessiales; Symbiodiniaceae
Source: the annotation of a GenBank genome assembly
AUGGCGCCGAAGAAACGCACCUCAGGCGGAGGUGAGCCCAAGAGUAAAGCGGCAAAGAAGGCGAGUGAGGGCAUCACUCCGAUUGCAGCAGAUUCCAUGGCUCUCCCACAUCUCACCAUCUUUCAAGAGAAAGAACACUUGGAGAAGCAUAACAAGACAUUGGAUGUCUUCCUCUCGGAGAACCUGGCUGACGAGGAGGUCCAAUCGAAUCUCGCUUUGCUGAUUCUUCUCAACGGCUUUAUGAGCAAUGCUGACGUGCCCGGUGUGGAAAAGCUCACCAUGACUGUGGUUCAAAGUGCUUGGUUGCAGUCGCCAGCGAACAGGUUGAGGAUGCAGGAAGACUUGGGGAUGGAGGACAGCGUGAACCUGCUAGUUUUGAAAUUUGAAUGUCUCUACCAGACCUAUGAGAAUGCCUCCCAAGUGGCCAGCGUGUACUCUCUCGGCAAGCAAGAGAGCAUGGCGGCCGUUGCCCUGAUGCAUCGGGUGCCAAGGGCCACCAAGGAUGCACUCACCCUGAUGGUGAGGCUGUCGCAGCAGCUCUUGCAGACCACCAUGGAACAGCUGAAGCUUUCGAUAGAAGCUGACAUGCUGAAACUUCGGCAAUGGAUGGGGCGCUGGGAUGUCUUUGCUGGUCAACAGGGGAUGCUGGGCGUCAAGUACAUGGAGGACCGCUAUUUGAGAGGCAAAGCUGUUUGCGCAGACUUCAUGGAGCAAAAGCACAAGCUGAUGUGCUUCAACCACCUGAAUCUGGGUCACGCGGCCAUUGUCAGCAUGCAGUCACAGAUGGGGCCUGACGGGAUCACCAUCAUCGUGCUGGAUACCACCUUUCUCAUGAAUUCCUACGAAGUUUCCCUGAACUAUGCGCCGCCAGAGCACGAGGGAGACAGGUUUGCAGCUCUGUAUCACGCAGACCAAGCUGGUGAGCACGUCAACUGCAAGGAAACCAUCACCGGUCUCGCCAUGUCUGAAUACUGGGAUGUUUCGGAGCAAGCAGGGUCAAAGUCGAGGGGCCGUGCUGUAUUUGGUGAGUCCAUUCCCAGCCUGGAAUCUUUGGCUGUGGUCGACGGGGAAGUGAAGACCCUCAACAGCAACAAGAUUCCAGAAAUGGUGAUGCAAAAGCUGAAUGGUCAACCGGAAUUCUUGAAGCGGAUCUUGGAAGACAUGCAGUCCCUGGCCACGCCUGAGUGGGGCACUGAAGGGCCGUGGAACUUCCGUCGGAAAUUGACUUCUCUGGAAUCGCUGCCAGCUGUUGACUUCGAGCUGGCUGGCAUGGCAGCAGUUGCUGGCAAGCCAGAGCUUUUCGUGGUGAUCACCAGGACCAACAACAUCUGGCUCAUCAACAGGGCCGAAUCGGAUUGCGAGCUUUCGGCUAUGGAGAUCUUUGGCUUCAACACGGGGACAUAUGUGGAGGACAGUACGCUGAUCGCAUUGGCUGACUCAAAGCAGCUCACCACCGUCGCGGACCUUGUUUGCAAAGUGGCUAGCGAUCGAGGGGUGAUGGAAGUGAGAGUGGUUGACCACACUCUUCAACCAAAGGUGCAGGCGGAUGCUGCUGGCCUUCAGAAAACGCUCCAGUACAGGUACCAGGUCACCCCUUCGGCUCAAGUCAACAGUUUCAAGCCCAAGGAGAUUGCGGGAGAUGACAGAAUGAACCUUCGCCCGCAAGUGCUCGGGGCUGUGUUGCAGGGCCGUUUCACUGACAUCCAACGUUGCAGCCACUGCGGGAUCGUGUGGGAGGCUGGGUUGGAAACACUUAGCAGCAGUUAG